AUAUCUAACCUUCGACGAAGUCAAAUGUAGAGUUACACAAUUGUUUCAUCGCUCGUCUUAUGUUGUGUAGUUCAUGGAAUCAGUUAAUUUUAAGCCGCUGUACGGAACAGAAACACGAACUAAAGCGGUAGAAUGCAUUUUAGAGCCACUGUUCACAAAAGUGAAGUGUUUUGCAAGGAGAGGUCACAUGAAAGGUUCCUACCGUCUUAAGUCAAAGCCACAGGAAAAUAUUUUGUCUAGUGUCAAAGAGGUUGUUCAAUUGCUUAGUGACGAUUUCAGUGUUGUCCAGAGUGUUCCCUCACUAUCGUCAGAUUUUCUAACCGCUAAAACAGAUGUUAUUGAUACUGGGCAGUAUUUUUAUUCUUCAGUUUCCAGUUUUUUGUCUGACCCUGCAAAUGAAUCCCAUCAAAGUGGUGUUUGUCGAGCUAUCAAUGCCUUUUUGGCUGCUUUAAGCAGACUACUUAUACUAGCUGAUAUAGCAGACUCAUUGGUUCUUAACCAGCAGUUCGAGGCCGUCCUCAGUGGUAUUACGGAAUUCCAGUCAGUCUCAUCACACGCGGAACUGAGUCGUUUGUGGAAUACCUUUUACCCUCAUGUAUUACAACUUAUCAGCUUGUCAAAGAAACGUGCAUCUGAUCUAAUUGAUCUUGAAGACCGUAGAAAAAUUGAGUCUGCCAACUACGUGCUUAAAAAUAAUACACCUUUAUUACAUACAUCUUGUAAGGUGUGUUUACGCUAUCCUGAUAAUCUCAUUCCAAGAGAUUCAAGAACUUUUGUUUCGAAUUCUCUUUCGGAUGCAGUGGAGUUAAUUCAAUCAGUCUUUAAUGGGAUUUCCAAAUCCAAUGGUAUCCGGUUACGAACUUCUGGAAAACUUUUAGAAGCUUUAGAUGAGUUUGAAAAUAGUCUAUUUACUAAUCCGGAUCAGAAAUCGACUGUACACAUACAAGAGCAUAUUCAGUUUUCGUUGAAGGGACUAUUAUCAUCAGUUUAUAAGUUGGUGGAUUCAUCGAAAUUAAAUUCAAAACGACGUUCUGCUAUUGAUGAGUAUUGUACUCAGCUUAAAAAUAUUACAUCUGAAUUAAUAUCAGAAUAUUCUAAGAAAACAGUUGACGUUAGAGCAACAGAGAAAAUUAUACAGAAAUUAUUAAAAAUUAUCAAUUCAUUGAAACAACUACUUAUUCGUUGUGCUAUUGAUUCAACAUCAAAUGCUUUUAUGGCUAAAGAAACUUGUUUAAUGGCAUUGAAUGAUGCAACAAAAUUUGGAUGUGAUCAACGCAUUGAUGCAGCUUGUCAAUUAUUUCAGAAACGUUCUGUUUCUAUGAUAUCAUCUGCUUAUCAGUUAUGUUCAUUGAGUACAGAUGAAGAAUGUUGCAGCAAAAUCCAAUUAGCUUGUCAACAAAUUGAACAACUUGUUCCACAAUUAAUUAAUAUAGCUUAUUUACUAUUUAAAUAUCCAUCUUCUAAGUCUGUUGAAUUAAAUUAUGAAGCAUUUCGUAAGGUAUAUGAAGAAUCGGUCAAUUUACUGUAUUCAUGUGUUAAUGAGUUAGUUGGUAUGCAUGAUUUCUUAGCUGUAUCCGAUGAUUUAAUGUUGUUGGAAUAUCAAAAAUCUAUUCGUGCUUUAUCGGAUAAAGAUGAAUUAAGCGUUCAACAAACAUCAACAUCAAUGCAACAACGUUCAGCUUAUAUUUGUGAAGUAAUAUUAAAUAAAAUGAUUGCACGAACUGAGAACAAUGAGUAUGUUGAUCAGGUGAUGGAAAAAGUUACAUUAAUACGUGAUCAAUAUACUCCAGAUUUUGUGAAUAUCGCACGUAAUACACUUAGUCGUUUAGCUGCUGGCCAGUCAGUCGAUGAAAAAGCCUAUCGCUAUUCAGGUCAUGCUUUAUGCAGUGGUGUACAUGAUCUACGAUUAACUGUUUUAAAUGAAUGUGAUCUACCAUUUGAUAAUGAUAUUGAGUCAUUAAAUUUACAAGACAAUCACGGUAAUGUUGAUAAUCUUCAACCAUCGUCGUCUUCUCUACCUCAUCUGCCUUCACCUCCUCUCCCUCAUAAUAAUUAUUAUCAUCGUCAUCGUGAUCAACAUUCUAAUGAUAAUGAACAAAUAGAAGUUUCAGUCAGUUCAAUGAAAGAUAAACAGAAAUCAAUAAGAGAAAUGGACAGAGUCAAUUCAAUGUUAGAAAAUAAUUCCACUUCUAAUUAUAACCACAAAUCUCGUAAGUAUUUACCGCAUAAACGAUAAUGAUAUAAAAUAGAGUUUUAUUUUUAUUUCAUUAAUAUGAACACAUUUUGUAAUUUCUUCUUUUAUAUAGAGAGAGCUGUGUUCAUUCUAAUUUUUUAUUGUUCAAUUAGAUCCAUUAUACAAAACGUUUGUUUUUCUGUUGUUGCCUUUUUGUCGAGAGUAUUUUCUUGUUAACAUUUCGAUAAACUGUCUUUCAUUGUUAUUCCCUUUCUCUCCUCUUUCUCUCUCUCUCUCUAGAUACUAUUACUAUUAUUGUUAGUAUGAUUAUUUUUUCAGUGAAAUUAGUUUUUCAUUAAGUUUCAUAUGACAUAUUAUAAAUAUGUAUAUUUGUACAUGACAGUAGUUCUUGGUUGGAAUUAAUGUUAUCAACAAUUCAUUUAUUUAAUAAAGGUCUAUAAAUAGAAAAGGAGAGAGACAUAGAAUAAUUUUCAGUGUUAUUUGUUAUAAAUGUUUUUAUCUGUUGAAAAAUGAAUAAAUGUGUAUAGGUCGCUGGUUGUAACAUUAUCACAAUUCGGUCUUUUCUCUCUCUCUCUCUUUUGAUCAUUAUCAACUUCAGGUCUUUCAACCGUUUCGUGAUUCGUUAUCAGAUUUAGUUACAGUCAUGUUCUUAACGCUUAAAUAACUCGUAGUUUGGUGGAAGAACAUCAUAACUCCACAAUAAGUUUUAUUUUCAAACACUGAAUAGUAUUGUUUACAAUUCAUGAGUAUUCAGAAGUCGUUACACCAACAUAUUGACCUUAGCUGAAUUAAUAUUUCGCUUAUCCAUAAUAGUUCACUUACAAUUGUAUUUAUCUUCCUAUGAUGCUAUAUAGGAUAGUAUAAGAUAAUAUGACUAACUUUUCUCGGCAUAUUACUUUCCUUUAUUGAGGAAAGCAAGUCUUCUUCUUAGAAUUGUAUUGUAUGAAUAUUUUAAUGCGUCAUAACCUCAAAUUGUGUAUCGAUAAAAAUGAUAAUGUUUCUUCUGCCAUAGUAUUUUCUUUAAACUUAAUGUUUGUAAAAAGAAUCCCCUUUGGUGCUAUAGAUGCUUUCAAAAACACCAUACUUCGACAAACAAUUGACAGUUUCUAUCCAUACAGGAGAUAUUUAGAUGAUACUUUCAUUAUUUAUGACAAAAAUAUAAGUUUCAAGACAUUUUAGACAAGCUCAGUAACUGUCACCAAUUAAUUACAUUUCCAAUGGAAUCAGAGUCGGAUUCGAAAUUCCACUUUUUCGAUAUUUUGUUGAAAAGGAAAACUGAUGAUUCUCUACGAAAAUCGAUUUACGAGGGUCAGACAAAUUUGUACUAAUGAUGCAAUCAACAUCGAACUUGAUAAACUAUAGCUAAUACUAAUUAACAGUGGAGAUUCACCAAUAUUCGUUGAGGAAAGUUUGAAUUCGAUACAACAACGUGAAAAAGUAUUCAUCGCACCAAAGAAGAUUUUUUUUGUAAACAUUCAGUUUAAAAGAGAUACUGGGGCAGAAGAAAUUCUAACAAAAGUAGACGAUCAAAAUAUUCUAUUGAUCUGAACUUCAUAUCGACUUUUGUAAUCGGCCUUUCAUUUGUAGUUGUGUGACUAAAGUGAUGAUAAUAUAAAAAACACAAUGAAUACGUUUUAUCCACUGUUUGAAUUUGGGAUCUUAAUUCAAAAGUUCAAAUCUAUCUUUAAGAAGUUGAACUAUAUUGUGGUGUAUGAUACUUUUGUCUGUUGACAUAAGUAAUAUGUAAUACCAAUCGGAAGUAAAAAAUCGGACAGCAGAAGGCUAAAAAAGAUCAAGUUGAAAAGAAUAGAAAGGAAAAUAGAAAUGAAUUAUAAACUGUGAGAAUCUUAAACAAUAUGACGGAAAAAUAAUGAGAAUUUGCAAAUAAAUUAUUCAGUGUAUGGUUCUCUGUAAUUUUGAUUGUUCCCAUCAAUGUUCUCGUUCACAAUAGUAUCAAUCAAUUGCAAAGAAUAAAUACUUUAUCUGAUUGUUUAUUUAUUUAUUUAUUUGAACACAUAAAUAUUGGUACAAGAGAGCGCCAAUAUAUAUGCGCCACACAAAACAAUGAAAAUUCGAAGAGAGAUAGAAAAAAAACUAAGGAGCGCAAAAGAAAAAGAGAACAAUAACGAAGAGAUUGGUGUAAGGUAGUGUGGUAGUAACGAGGGAACGGAAAGGUACAAUCAGAAGAAAUCUUUCAAGUAAGGGAGACACAGCCACUUUUUAUGAAGAAAGUAAAAGAAGGUUACAGCAGGAUCGUCAUUGGCUUCUAUUCUGAGCCAUAUCUGAUAACGUCUCUAGCCACUGUGUAGCACCAUCUCUCAGACCCCAACCAGGGAGUCGUGAAGGACCAACACAAGCCAUUCCUUUGCAGCUUUCUUUCAUACCACGACACCAUGUCAUGCACUGACCACCUCUCCGCUUUUUCCAACCAGUCCCAGAGUCGGCAAAUAAUGCACGACGUGGAAUUCUCUGGGACGACAUUCGUAGAACAUGUCCAAGCCACCGAAGUCGGUGUUUCAAGAUGGUGACACCAAUUGAAUUAUCAUCUCUGUGCCCAAACACACGAUGCCGAACCUCCGCAUUACUGACAUGGUUUGUCAUCCGGUUAAAGCGCCGGACGUUCGCUUUUCGUCCUCUCAUUUUCGUAAACAACACCCCCGCCACGAGAAGGCAAUGAGUAGGACUUCUUUGGCAGAGGCUGUAUACGCGCGGCCGUGUGAGAGUAUUUCGAGAGGGAGAGCGGACUCUCCCCACUCUCGGCCGUACCAGGGCGUUGUUUAAUAUUCACAAUAUUAUUCAUCUUGUU
Schistosoma margrebowiei is the source of this 5000-nucleotide messenger RNA. The record is from the annotation of a GenBank genome assembly. Lineage: Eukaryota; Metazoa; Platyhelminthes; Trematoda; Strigeidida; Schistosomatidae.